CCGCCCUUACAUAGGAUGGCGCCUCGUGGUCUGCGCAUGCUCCUCGACGACCUGACGCCGCGCACCGCGACUCGGGGUCGCGCACGUAAGUCGCUGCCGUUGGCUGACUUCCGGUGGUGCCGACACCGAGUUUCCGCGGGAUCAGGCCGGCUGGAUGGAACCAAAGUAGGACUUUAAAAAUGUUGCCCGGUAAGAAGAGAAGGACUACGGCGACUGAAUCCCCACAUCACCAGGGCAACCAGGAGGAAGGUGACGUAGCCCCAGAGUCAGCCGUGAAACCAGAAUCGGACCAGGUGGAAGACUUGGGGUCCGUGUCUCUGUCCUGGGGUCCAAGUCACGGCAGAGCAGCUGGCCUUGAAGUCCAGUCUGUGCCGGCAGGACAUCAGCUGGGUGUGGAGGGUCUGUCUUUGAGUUCUAGGGGACUCAGCCAGGACACAGGUGCACCCGUUCCGGAAGCUGUUGAUGCGGCCACCUCUAAGGGACUCACUGUCCCAUCCUCGGAGUCUUCCCAGCCCCUUACUACACACAUGGGGAAAGAAAACCUCCACGCCACUGGCUCAAGGAGAGGGAAGAAAAUGACACUCCGGCCCAAGGCAGUUACCCAAGAAGACAGAGGUGAUCGUCCUAUGGCGAAGGAGCCUUUUGCAGGAGAAGCCAGUGAGGAAGUGAAGGAGGAAGGAGGACAACCUCAGCUGCGUCCUGGAGAGGAGAUGCCGUCACUGCCGUCAGGCAGCCACGCUGCCAGCCCAGGAGCCCAGCCUCGGAAACCAGCGUGGCCAGAUGUCGGUGUCUGCCCUGAAGGAAAGCCCCUCGGGGCUGCGGCUCACCCAGCUGAGGAGGACGCAGAGGAUGACGGACUCUUUAUUCCAACGGAGGAGCAAGACAAUGAAGAAAGUGAGAAACGGCAGAAGAAGAAGAAGGGGACCAAGAGGAAGCGAGAUGGGAGGGGUCAGGAAGAAGGGGCGUGUGACCUGAAGCUGGACGACGUGCUGGACCGUACCCUGGAGGACGGCGCGAAGCAGCACAACCUGACGGCCGUCAACGUGCGGAACAUCCUCCACGAAGUAAUCACAAAUGAACACGUGGUAGCGAUGAUGAAAGCAGCCAUCAGUGAGACGGAAGAUAUGCCGAUGUUUGAGCCCAAAAUGACACGCUCUAAACUUAAGGAAGUGGUGGAAAAAGGAGUGGUAAUUCCGACAUGGAAUAUUUCACCAAUUAAGAAGGCCAAUGAAAUUAAGCCUCCUCAGUUCGUGGAUAUCCACCUUGAAGAAGAUGAUUCGUCAGAUGAAGAGUACCAACCCGACGAUGACGACGAGGACGAGACCGCCGAGGAGAGUUUGUUGGAAAGUGAUGUUGAAAGCACUGCGUCAUCUCCACGUGGGGCGAAGAAAUCCAGACUGAGGCAGUCUUCUGAGAUGACCGAAACAGAUGAGGAGAGCGGCAUGUUAUCAGAGGCUGAGAAAGUCACCACACCUGCCGUCAGGCACAUCAGUGCUGAGGUAGUGCCCAUGGGGCCCCCGCCCCCCCCAAAGCCCAAGCAGACCAGGGACAGUGCGUUCAUGGAGAAGUUGCACGCCGUGGAUGAGGAGUUGGCUUCCAGUCCGGUCUGCAUGGAUUCUUUCCAGCCCAUGGAUGACAGCCUCAUUGCAUUCCGAACCCGCUCGAAGAUGCCCCUGAAAGAUGUUCCCCUGGGGCAACUGGAGGCAGAGCUCCAGGCUCCAGACAUCACCCCAGACAUGUACGACCCCAAUACAGCAGAUGACGAGGACUGGAAGACGUGGCUCGGGGGGCUCAUGAAUGGCGACGUGGGGGACGAAGAUGAGGCAGAUGAUGACGACGAUCCAGAAUAUAAUUUCCUGGAAGACCGUGAUGAGCCAGAUACGGAGGAUUUCCGCACCGACCGGGCCGUGAGAAUCACCAAAAAGGAAGUGAAUGGGCUGAUGGAAGAGCUGUUUGAAACUUUCCAGGAUGAGAUGGGAUUCCCCAGCAUGGAAGAUGACGGCCCCGAGGAGGAGGAACGUGUGGCUGAGCCCCGGCCUAACUUUAACACGCCUCAAGCCCUACGGUUUGAGGAACCGCUGGCUAACUUGCUGAAUGAGCAGCACCGCACGAUGAAGGAGCUCCUUGAGCAGCUGAAGAUGAGGAAGUCUUCGGCCCGACAGCAGCAGGAGGCGGAGAGGGUUAAGCCGCAGGCUGAGAAGGUGCAGCAGACGCUGAUCCUAGACCCCACACAGCGCCAGAGGCUGCAGCACCAGAUGCAGCAGCACGUUCAGCUCUUGACGCAAAUUCACCUUCUGUCCACCUCCAACCCCAGUCUCAGCUCGGAGGCCAGCACCGCCAGGAUAUUUCUGGAAGAGCUGGGAACCUUCGCUCAAAGCUCCAUCGCCCUUCAUCAGCAGUUCAACCCCAAGUUUCAGACCUUGUUCCAACCCUGUAACCUGGUAGGGGCCAUGCAGCUCAUUGAAGACUUCAGCACACACGUCAGCAUCGACUGGAGUCCUCGGAAAAGUGUCAAGACUGCCUGUAAAUUUCCCUGUUUGCCAAAGCAAGUAGCUUGGAUCCUGGCCACAAGCAAGGUUUUCAUGUACCCGGAGCUCCUCCCAGUGUGUUCUCUGAAGGCAAAGAACCCCCAAGAUAAGAACUCAUUCACCAAGGCGGAGGACAAUCUGUUAGUUUUAGGACUGAAGCACUUUGAGGGGACCGAGUUUCCUAAGCCCCUCAUCAGCAAGUACCUUCUGACGUGCAAGACUGCCUGCCAGCUGACGGUCAGAAUCAAGAACCGAAGCAUGAACAGAGCUCCUGACAAUAUUUUCAAGUUUUACAAGAAGACCAAACAGCUGCCCACCUUAGGGAAGUGCUGUGAAGAGAUCCAGCCCCAUCAGUGGAAACCGCCUGUCGAGCGGGAAGAGCACCGGCUGCCGUUCUGGUUAAAGGCCAGUCUGCCGUCCAUCCGGGAGGAGAUGCAGCGUAUAGCUGAUGGUGCCAGAGCGGGAGGAAAUGGCACUGCGGCCACUGAGAUCAAGCCGGACCCAGACCUGGGGAAAAGCAGCUCCGACCCGGGGGCUGAGAGCCGGUACCCACUGCUGCUGCCCAAGGGUGUAGUUCUGACCCUGAAGCCAGCUGCUAACUGCUUUUCCAGGAAGGGCUGGAGACAGAAGCGCUCAUCCACCCUGAAGCCCCUCCUAAUCAGACCCAGCCCCUCUCUGCAGCCCAGCUCCAGCUCUGGGAAGACCCCAGCCAGGUCAGCUCAGUCAGAAGCCCCUCCGAGCAAAAUGCUGCUCCGCCUGCCUCACAGCCUGCAGCCAGCCACUGUUUUACAGACCGUGUCAGGCGUCCCUCCCCUGAGGGUCCCCGGGGGCGAUACUUUCGAAUCCCCCACAGCACUGCCCACUGUGCCCCCUGACGUCAGGACCAGCUACCCUCUGUCCGAGCCUCAGACCCUGCUCUCCUCGGCUCCUGUACCCAAGGUGAUGCUGCCUUCACUUGCCCCUUCGAAGUUUCGAAAGCCCUACGUGAAACGGAGAGGCCCCAAGAGAAAGGGGGCCAAGGCCUCCGUCUGCCUGAAGUCUGUCCCCCUCAUCAACUCGGCCCCUGUUAUCUUCACUGUCCCCGCCGCCACCGUGAAGGUCGUGAGUCUUGGCAGUGGCUGCAACGUGAUCCAGCCUGUCAGUGCUGCUGUGGCCCCCAGUUCGCAGACGAUUCCCAUCACCACACUCCUGGUUAACCCGACCUCCUUCCCCUGCCCACUGAGCCAGCCCCUGGUGGCCUCCUCCAUGCCCCCCUUAAUUGUUUCUGGCAACUCUAUGAAGCUUCCUGUGCAGCCCAGCCCUGAGGAAAAGGCCCCGGUGAACGGGGACAUUGGCUGUCCUUUGGACGAAGGGAAAAAUGCCUUCCAGGGCCUGGUACCCAAGUUAGAAGCCCAGGACCUGUCUCCUCUCUGUGCUGCCGUCUUCCCCACGAGGGAGCACAGCCCAGGGCCUGCGCCUGCAGAUGGACUGUGCCGGGAGGACUCGCCGGAGAACAGUGCGUAUGUCUGGACUGUUGUGAAAACAGAGGAGGGGAGGCAUGUCGUGGAGCCUCUGGCUCAGGGCUUCCCGGAAUCUCUCAGCGCUCUUCCUGGGGACUUGGACAAAGUGGUCAAGAUGGAACCUAAAGACCAUGGGCAGGAAGUGUGCAGUGCUCCCCCGGAGCCGGCCUUUUGUGAGGACAUCAAGGAAGAGUGCUCUGGGGAGCCGGACGCCGGCUGUCCACAUGAGGAGGCCGGCGCUGCCAAGGAUGUGAGGACACAGCCGGUCCCCACAAAGGAGGAGAGGAGUCCACCCGCUAAAACCCCUGCAGCCUCGCAGGAGCCUCCUGACGGAGCAAACUCAGGGAAUGGGAGCAGAGAGUCUGCGAAGAAUGCUGCAGCCUCCACUGAGCCUGAAACGGCACUGAGCAGCCCCCCAAGGAAGCCCGAAGACUCGCCCAGCAUUGAUGGGCGCUCAGCGGGGACCCCAGCGGGACCAGAGGAGGAGGAAGAAGAGGACUUUGACGACCUUACGCAAGACGAGGAGGAUGAGAUGUCCUCCGCUUCUGAGGAGUCCGUGCUCUCUGUCCCGGAGCUGCAGGAAACGAUGGAAAAACUCACUUGGCUCGCGUCUGAAAGGCGCCUGAGUCAGGAGGGUGAGUCUGAGGAAGAGAAUUCACAGGAAGAGAACUCGGAGCCCGAAGAAGAAGAGGAAGAAGAAGCAGAAGGAAUGGAAAGCCUGCAGAAAGAGGAUGAAGUGGCCGAUGAAGCCGGCGGAGACCCUGCCGAGAAACCUCCUACCACCUUUGCCUCUCCCAAGAUUGCUCCAGAAGUGGGGACCAGCAGGACCCCACCAGGAGAGAACAGCAAGGCUGCCGGCAAGGGCCGCAGCGGCCAUCGAGCUCGCAGCAAGCGGGGCAGUCGGGCCCGGGCCAGCAAGGACACGUCCAAGCUGCUGUUGCUGUAUGACGAGAACAUUCUCGAGCGGGACCCACUCAGGGAGCAGAAGGAUUUGGCCUUUGCUCAGGCUUACCUGACCAGGGUACGAGAAGCCCUGCAGCACGUCCCUGGCAAGUAUGAGGACUUCCUCCAGGUCAUCUAUGAAUUUGAGUCAGGUUCCCAGCGGCGCACAGCUGUGGAUCUCUACAGAAGCCUGCAGGCUCUGCUCCAGGACUGGCCCCAGCUGCUAAAGGACUUUGCCGCGUUCCUGCUGCCAGAGCAGGCCCUGGCCUGCGGGCUGUUUGAGGAGCAGCAGGCUUUUGAGAAGAGUCGCAAGUUUCUUCGGCAGCUGGAAAUUUGCUUUGCGGAGAACCCAUCGCAGCACCAGAGGAUUAUCAAGGUCCUGCAGAGCUGUGCGGACUGUCCGCCCCAGGAGGUCACGGAGCUCAAGACACAGAUGUGGCAUCUGCUCAAGGGCCACCACCACCUCCAGGAUGAGUUCUCCAUCUUCUUUGACCACCUGCGCCCGGCAGCUAGCCGGAUGGGUGACUUUGAAGAGAUCAACUGGACAGAGGAGAAGGAGUAUGAGUUUGAUGGCUUUGAGGAAGUGGCACUGCCUGAUGUGGAAGAGGAAGAAGAGCCUCCCAAGAUACCCACAGCAUCAAAGAGCAAAAGGAGAAAGGAGACUGGGGCCCCAACUCACGAUAAGGAGGCUGAGUGGCCAGAUGGGGUCAAAGACUGCGUUUGUCCCUGCCACGAAGGCGGUCCUGACUCCAGGCUGAAGAAGAACAAACGCAGAAAUUGUAGUCACUGCAGCGGCAAGGUUUGUGACAGCAAGUCCUACAAGAGCAAGGAGCCUCCAGAGUUGGUGGGCGGCAGCCCCCCCCGAGAGACAAGUCCUGUGCCUGCUGCUAAGGAACCUGGACAGGGCAAGGACGGGACGGAGGAGGACGGCCCAGAGGAGCGGGGGGGCACUGAGGCCCCCCCGAGCAGGGCUGGCAGGAGUGCCCGCAAGGGAGAGAUGCCUGUGCCAGGACCGGCAGUGGGGAGCAGUUCGCUGUCCCCUCAAGAAGUGAUGCCUUCAGACCAGCAGUUCCUCCUGGAUGGCCCACCGGCCCGCUCACCGGAGCCGCGUCAGCUUCCCUCCAGCACUGGAGCUGUGCCAGCCAGCGUGGGGAGAAGCCAGGCUGGACCUGAGGCGUCCCCCAGGCUUCUGCACGAGGGGGGCGGCCAGAAGGCUGCUGGGGAGUCGGAGGCUUCCGUCCUGGUCUGGGAUGCCUCAGAAACUGAGAAACGGCCUGGAACUGGCGACCCCCCUGCUUCCUUCCCGAGUCCUGCUUCCUCGAGGACCAGAGACUUAGGGAGAAGACAGGUGCCUGGGAAACCAGACGCUCACGGGAGCUGGCUCCCUUCAGGCAGAGCCGGGGUGAAGACGUCAGACAAGAAGGCCCUUGUCCAUGAGUCUUCCUCAGGAAUCGACACCUCAGCGACUUCUCCCUCAGCCCCUAGAGGCGGUUUGGCUAAAGACAGUGGAAUGCAGGGCAGGGGCCCAGAGGGGGAGCCGCCGCCAAAGGCCACGGAAGUCACAGUAUGUGCCAACAACAGCAAGGUCAGCUCCACUGGGGAAAAGGUGGUCCUGUGGACAAGGGAAGCCGACCGCGUGAUUCUUACCGUGUGCCAGGAGCAAGGAGCGCAGCCGCACACAUUCCGCGUCAUCUCCCAGCAGCUCGGAAACAAGACCCCCACCGAGGUGUCCCACCGCUUCCGAGAACUCAUGCAGCUUUUCCACACCGCGUGCGAGGCCAGCUCUGAGGACGAGGACGACGCGGCCAGCACCAGCAAUGCUGACCAGCUGUCUGAUCGUGGGGACCUUCUGUCUGAGGAGGAGCUGGAUGAGUGA
This is a messenger RNA of Rhinolophus ferrumequinum (greater horseshoe bat), 6845 nucleotides long. RefSeq names its product gon-4 like (gene GON4L). Gene Ontology annotation, molecular function: transcription coregulator activity. NCBI's taxonomy places the organism in Eukaryota, Metazoa, Chordata, Mammalia, Chiroptera, Rhinolophidae. The record is from RefSeq and is a predicted model, not a curated record. Gene Ontology annotation, biological process: regulation of DNA-templated transcription. The transcript is spliced from 32 exons. Bases 180 to 6845 code for a protein of 2221 amino acids. Gene Ontology annotation, cellular component: nucleus.